Molecule: messenger RNA, 1266 nt
Organism: Echinostoma caproni
Lineage: Eukaryota; Metazoa; Platyhelminthes; Trematoda; Plagiorchiida; Echinostomatidae
Source: the annotation of a GenBank genome assembly
UUGUCUUCGAAUGCCACCUCACGUGGUCAGGCUGGUGCGUCCGGGACUACAUCGGCUGCAGCAGCUAUUUCCGCAGCCAAAGCUGCUCAGAUCCUCGAACAGCUGUCCGAGAGUCCAGGCUUUCUGAUCUCCGCGCGUUCUUCCCUGGUCAAUCUGGAGAGUUUGUUAUCUGUGAUUGAGGCAGCGUUGUCUGCCCACGGACGAACUGGGGCUAGUCGUUCCACGGCGAUAACAGCAGGCUGUCUUUCCAGUUUACUUGAUAGCCUGUCAACCGCCUGCCACGAUGCCACAAUACGUCGUGACAUUCUACAGAAGCGUCAGCCAUUGUUAGCAGCACUGGCCGAUUGCUUAGUUCGACACGCGCCCCUGUUACCCGAUCCACAACACACACGUCUGGUUACCGCGGCCUGUCAAUUAUUGCACAAUAUUUGUGUGGGUCAACUCAAUGAUCUGACCACCGCUCGGGCUGAUCCGAAUUCUCUCGCUUCGUGUAUUGCCUCCUCCGGUCGAUUGCCUGAUUUGCUCUUGGCCGGUGUGGGCGCGGUUCUCGAUCAGCCCAGUCAUGGACCGGAACUCCGUGCCGUGGUUGUAGCCCUUGCCGGUCGACUACUACCACUUUGCUCGUCACAACGUUCGUCUAAUCUAUCCGCUCUGCUCUACUUAUUUUCGCCGCGACAAAACACAAACAGUUCUGUGCCCAGUGGCCUCGGCUCAAAGAACAAACCCGUCACAGAUUUCGCACGAAAAGACGCGGGAGACGCAGUCCCAAAAGCGGAUAUUGAGUCGGAUCAUUUGACCAGCCAUUUGCUCGGUGGUUGUAUUCGAUGCCUGGCGGCGGGAGUUACCCACUCUGUGAGUUUACGCUACGCGAUUGGUGACGAUCGACGCCGAGUUCGACGUUUGGCACGGAUGCUACGUGCCAAAAUUCCCAGUACCCCCGCUGUAUCGUCCACAUCCACAAGCAAUGUGUUCAGUGCUCCCACCGAGCCACGGGAUGAAGUUCUGGCUGGAAACGCAUGUCUGAUUUUACAACACUGUACAGAUGACACACCCCUGGCCGAACACUUACAGGGCACCUCCGUCAUUCUGGAUUUGCUCAAACUGAUACAAGAAAGUCAGCGUUCGGAUACGAAACGGAACGCAGCUAUUGUGAUCGGGAAAUUGGCCCAGAGCAGCCAUGUGCAUCGAGAUGAGCUUUCACGCCUGGACGGCUGGAGUGUAUUGAAAUCGUUCAGUUCAUGGAGUUCACCGUUUGCCGGAUGGUAG